Messenger RNA from Protopterus annectens (West African lungfish), 1559 nucleotides. It is a transcript of the gene GADD45B, whose product is annotated as growth arrest and DNA damage inducible beta. The coding region runs from base 213 to 707 and encodes 164 amino acids. The transcript has 4 exons. Lineage: Eukaryota; Metazoa; Chordata; Ceratodontiformes; Protopteridae. Gene Ontology annotation, biological process: regulation of cell cycle. The record is from RefSeq and is a predicted model, not a curated record. Gene Ontology annotation, cellular component: cytoplasm; nucleus.
GUUGGCGAUGUUUGCAGUAUUACAUUGCUAUUUUUUGCUGAGAAGAUUUGGUUGGAAGUUUUCGUUUUUCUGCCUGUGUGGGAACGUAGCUUGCCGGUUCCGGAAUUUACUUUUAUUCUAUACAUCGUGUGGAUUAUUGUGUUUUAAGUUCUACUAACCUGCGAUCAACUGUUGGAUUUAUAUAAUUUGCCACUGUGGAUUAUAAUUGCAAUAUGACUCUGGAAGAGGUCGUUGGCUGUGACAACACUGACAGGAAGAUGCAGACCGUAAACCAGGCUUUGGAGGAGCUACUGGUGACUGCACAAAGACAGGACUGCCUGACUGCGGGCGUCUACGAAUCCGCUAAACUUAUGAAUGUAGAUCCUGACAGCGUGGUUCUCUGUCUCCUGGCCACUGAUGCGGAAGAUGAGGAUGAUAUUGCCCUGCAGAUCCACUUCACCCUGAUCCAGGCUUUCUGUUGCGAUAACGACAUAAAUAUAGUCAGAGUGUCGGGCAUGCAGCGGCUGGAACAGCUACUUGGCGUGAACGAGGAAGAUGAUAGCAGUACCAAUACUAACAAGGAGCCCCGGGACUUUCAUUGCAUUCUUAUAACGAAUCCGCACACUGGUUCCUGGAAGAGUAAGGCGCUGCAGGAAGUGGCCAACUAUUGUGAAAACUGUCGCAGCCAAAAUCAGUGGAUCCCCUAUCUCUCCCUGCAAGAGCGCUGAAAAAAUCAGGUGAAGCAUUUCAUACGUGAAGAGCUAGCCAGAUGGCGUGUGCACUGACACCGACCAGAUUGCUAAUGUGCGACCUACAUUGAGUAACGAGAAAGGCAGGUUGGCCGAACGCUGCGCUGGGAGAGCAUGGUUUCCUGGAAUCGUGAUGAAAGGAGAAGGCUCUAGCUGUUGGGACUUCGUGCCUGAAGGGGGAAGGGUCUGAUAAAGCAGCAAAUUAUGUCCUUGCUUGCUGUUCACUGUUGUGUUGCUGCUGCAGCCCAAGACAGUUUCCUCCCCCAUGGGACAGAGUGUUCCAGGAAGGACAAUUGGAAAACGUAGGCAGCUAGCCCUACUGACAAUAUAAAAUGUGACAGUAAUGGCUACGAAACUGGACUGAAUAAUACAGAAAAGCACUAAUGGUGCUGGUUUCUGUGUGGACUUUGUGUAAAGAUGUCACAAUACUUUUAUAAUGUUUUUUCCCUUGUGGAAUAGCAUGUUCAUUGGAAAUCUGAUUUUGCAGAGAUGAUGGACACAAGUACCAAGGAGAGCUGCUUAUGCUAUUUAGCAGCGGUUUGACUGAACAUUGAAUAAUGUCAUUAUGUAAUGUAAAGUGAUGCGAUGCCCUACGCUGCAAACGAAGGGCAAUACAAAUCUGUACAAAAACAAUGUACUAUAAUCGUACAGCUUUUACGAAGUGCACUACCGAACAGUCUAGUAUUAAUAUUUUAUGUAUGUGUAAAUCAUUAGUCUUGUGUGACUUCAUGUCUAAUUGCAGAAUUUUGUUCCGUUCAUUGCACUACGACAUUCAGAAAUACCUUCGUGAUUUUUUUCCAGUUUUUCGAAUAAACUCUAUUUUCAUAUAUA